This is a messenger RNA of Penicillium salamii, 1359 nucleotides long. The record is from the annotation of a GenBank genome assembly. NCBI's taxonomy places the organism in Eukaryota, Fungi, Ascomycota, Eurotiomycetes, Eurotiales, Aspergillaceae.
AUGACCAUGUUGACGACAGAGCCCACUGAGGGGGCUGAGCAGCCCCUCGACUCCUCUUCAACCGCCAGCACCCGUUAUAGCAAGCACAUCAUUUUGACCACAUACCCAGGCCAGAGUGGCAUUGAGCCAGUUCCUCUCGAGUGGGGUGCUGCGGAUGCCAAAUCCCGAGGCCCGAUCGUUGUAUCACGCAGCGGGAACCUUCUCAAGCGCCGUAACGCAAUCGGUGCCCACGGUGGUAGCUACAGCAUCUAUAAUGCUCUUGCAAUUGCCGCGGGUGACUUGGACGCGGACUUCCGACCGGAUUUCCGCAACUCUGAGCCGACCUUCAACUUCCCCUGGCAACCUGCGUGGGCAGAUAAGACAAAGAUAGUCUCUUUGGAUCCAUAUGGUCAUGACAUUGUCAACCAGUUCAAGCAGGAGCUGGAGGCAGGCUGGGAUAUCCGCCCCACCAUGGCUGUCACUCGUGCUAACAUGAAAUUGGCGGAGAUUGCGGAUGAUGUGAAGAACGGUCUGCUCGAGGUGGAUGGGAACAUUCUGGUGGACUCUUCGGGUGAGGUACGAGUCACCAAGGUUGCUGCCGAACCAGUUUGGUAUCUUCCCGGAGUUGCAGAGCGCUUCGGAGUCGACGAGGGUACGUUGCGUCGUACUUUGUUCGAGCACACCGGUGGAAGUUACCCAGAGCUCAUCACUCGACCGGAUCUCAAGACAUUCUUACCACCCAUCGGGGGUCUGACUGUGUAUAUCUUCGGUCCGCCGGAGCGAAUCUCUGACGAGAAUGUGAAGUUGGCUUUGCGAGUCCACGACGAGUGCAAUGGAAGUGAUGUCUUCCAGUCCGAUAUAUGCACUUGCCGGCCAUAUCUGGCAUUUGGGAUCCGCGAGGCCGUGCGGGAGGCCCAGAAUGGUGGUAGUGGUGUGGUUAUAUAUUUCCGCAAGGAAGGUCGAGCCCUCGGAGAGGUGAUCAAGUACCUGGUGUAUAAUGCACGCAAGCGAGGCGGUGAUACUGCCGAUAAAUACUUCACCCGAACAGAGAAUAUUGCCGGAGUUCGAGAUAUGCGAUUCCAAGCACUUAUGCCCGACAUCCUCCACUGGCUUGGCAUAAAGAAGAUUGACCGCAUGUUGUCAAUGUCGAAUAUGAAGCACGAUGCGAUCGUUGAUACUGGGAUUCAGAUUCUCGAACGUAUCCCCAUUCCCGACGAGAUGAUCCCUAGCGACUCUCGCGUCGAGAUUGACGCUAAGAUCCAAUCGGGAUACUUCACCACCGGAAAGACACUCACAGACCAAGAGUUGGCUCAGGUCAAGGGACGUGGCUGGGAAAAGUGGGAAGACAUCGCUGUAAGUCGAAUAUGUGUUUCUCUUUGA